AUGUCCGACGAGGAGGAGGACUAUAUGUCCAUGGUGAUUGAGGAGCCCACUCAAAAAGAGACCUUCACUCAGCGAAAACGCCGGGAGCAACGAGAGGCCGAAGCCCGCGGGCGAGUCCCCUCCAAAGCCGAACGCGCCGCCCAAGAAGCAGCCCGCCGCGAUGAAGCCCUCGCAAAAAGCACCCUGGACCCAUCCAACAAGGGUUUCAAGAUGAUGGCAAAACUAGGCUUCAAACCCGGCGAGUCCCUCGGUAAAAACGAUCCUUCCGGUCCUUCGACCGCGACAACCACGACGGGAUCCGACCCGUCCUCGACUCAUCGUCCGACUCCCCGCGCAGAGCCAUUGAAUCUCAUUUUCAAGGAGGGCCGCGGCGGAAUCGGCCUAGACAGCGAGAAGAAGCGCAAAAUCCGGGAAGAAGCAGCAGAAGCAACUAAGAAAAUCAAGCAGGAGGAGGGUGAUUAUCGAGAUCGCGUGCGCGAGGAGCGCGAGACUCGACGCACCGAGGCGCAUGUUCGCGCAGCGCAGAAAGUAGCGGAGAGAUUAGAUGCUGAGGCGGAGGCGGAAGCUGAGAUUGAGAGCAAGUCCCAGCCUGAAGCCGAGCGUAAGGACGAAUCUCAAUCUCACGACAAAACAUCAAGAACACAAACACAAUCCACGGCCGGUGACGUGAUUGACAGCGACGAAGACGACAUACCCGACCGCGCCCAUUCGCAGGACGAAUCUCGCAAGGCUGAUCCGACGAAAAAGAAGCAUUACAAGCCAACCGCUCAACUCAACGUGCUCUACCGGGGUCUAGUCCGCGAGCGCGAGGAGCGCGAACGCUCUAUUCAAGCACGUCAUGCACUACAAACAUCCCUACCGUCCUCGUUCUUUCCCGGGGCUAAAUUACCGGGCUACACGGACGUUACUCUGGAUGGUGAUGAUCAGCAGGCACUCGGGAUGAGGGAGCCAUAUACUGCGAUUGUGGAGCAGGAGCUUGAAGAGGAGGAUCCCGAGUUGGAUGCUUUCAAUGCGCUUGAACCGGCUGAGCGAUUGCGGAGGUUGGUUGUGUAUUUGCGAGAGACGUACCGGUAUUGUUUCUGGUGCAAGCAUCGCUAUGAGACGGAUGAUGAGUUGGAGGGGUGUCCGGGGUUGACGGAGGAGGAUCAUGAUUGA
Molecule: messenger RNA, 1155 nt
Organism: Penicillium daleae
Lineage: Eukaryota; Fungi; Ascomycota; Eurotiomycetes; Eurotiales; Aspergillaceae
Product: putative G-patch domain protein
Exons: 2
Coding region: 1-1155 (384 amino acids)
Cellular component (GO): kinetochore
Molecular function (GO): nucleic acid binding
Source: RefSeq, a predicted model, not a curated record